UAUUACUGCAAGAAUCUGUAGGUUUCCCAGAACAGCCUGGAGAACAAAUUGAUUCUCAAGAUAAUCAGCGUACAUACGAUGAAAUGGCAAAUGCUCCGAGUAACCAAUAUCCUAUCGUUUUAAUUCCAAGUAUUAAUAUA
This is a messenger RNA of Dentiscutata erythropus, 140 nucleotides long. NCBI's taxonomy places the organism in Eukaryota, Fungi, Glomeromycota, Glomeromycetes, Diversisporales, Gigasporaceae. The record is from the annotation of a GenBank genome assembly.